Messenger RNA from Nematostella vectensis (starlet sea anemone), 1891 nucleotides. RefSeq lists its product as uncharacterized. The record is from RefSeq and is a predicted model, not a curated record. The coding region runs from base 208 to 732 and encodes 174 amino acids. NCBI's taxonomy places the organism in Eukaryota, Metazoa, Cnidaria, Anthozoa, Actiniaria, Edwardsiidae. The transcript has 2 exons.
GACGUUACCCCGUACCUUUCAGCGUCUUCAAACGUCUGAAUCAUCCGUGUUAGUGUGAACGGUUGGUUCCAGGCGAACACGCUGCGAAAACGAUUCGAACGAUAGUGUGGACGCGAAUCAAGUGAUGCGUUUUAGGCGAAAGAAAUCCGUUUUAGGCGAAAGGAAUCCGUGUUAGUGUGAACGACCCCUCAAAGCCUUAUAAGACAAAUGAAAAUUCGAAACUGGGUAAUAAAGUGCGUAAUGGUGCCGAAUGAAGGGAACAGAAGACGAACAUUACCACUGGUUCCCCCGAAACCGUCGCGAAAAGAUGUCCAUCUUACACGAAAAAUCGUAGAAAAAUCUGAAAAUGCCCGACUGAAAGAUGAAGAUUUGGAGACGAAGCUUCGAGAUCGGCGCGUGAAGUCAGGUGAAGAUGGGGACUUAAACGACCACGAAUAUAGAACAAGAUUAUUUAUGAUUAAUUCAAGGUCUCAGCCAUUUAUAAGCGUUUGGAAGAGAUUCGAGAAAGAAAAUGCGCCAGGAUUACCUCCGAGCCUGCUUGGAAGCCAAAGCAAAAGCAGCAAAGAGCUUGAUGCAACGCUCGAUUACCUGCAGGACGAAUUGAGGGCGAUCAAGGCGCAGCUAAAAGAAACCGAAAGAGGGUUUGUGGAAAUACGGGAAAAAGCAAACACGAUAAAAUAUGACCUUCAAGAGUUGAGGGAGCUGGGAUGUUUGACGAAUGAGAUGCAGUGACUCCUUUUUUACUUUUAAUCAUCGCCCAAUAGAAUAUUUGAUUUUAGUGAUAGAAAUAUUCCCUAGGGGAUAUAAUACUGAUUCGCCUUGUUACUCCCUUUACGCAAUCAAGCACGGAAUUACGGAUGUGUCUUUUAGCCUUAUCCUAACUUCUCACGGUGGGGAGUGGUACAUUUUAUUGGGUGGAAAAUAAUACAUUUUUUUUUUGUGCUGGGUAUAAGAACAAGCUUUCGAAGUGGAUGGAAUGGUGGAAACGGGUAUAAUCUUCAUUAAAAAAAAAAAAAAAAAAACACCUCAAACAGUAAAUAUACUUUGUUUUAUUUUAACCCCAUUUCUGCUGCUUGAAAUAAUGGUAAUGAACGAUGGAUGGUGUAGUGUAUAUGGAUUGACAGAUAUCCCAUGAUCACCAUUCCUUCUAUUGUUAAUAUUAUUUGGUAUGAUCCAAAUCCAUUGUCACUCGUCCAACAAGUUUUUUUCCUAUCUCAUUCAGAGCCCACGUACCUUUGUACAAGUGGUACGUGGACUCUGAAAACGAGAUUGGUAUUGUCCGCGAGUGUAGGUCACGUGUCUCAAGCAAAGAGAGAAAAUGGCUCUUUUUGAAGUCAAUUUACUAGGCAAUUCGACCAACACAGCUAACAAAUAGCCGCGAAGGAACGUCAUAAACGGUUUUGAUUCGCUCUCGCUUGGUGGAUCAUAAGACAACAGAAAUGCGUAGCAUCUCCCAACUUGGUUUUGUUUUCGCCUGCAGUAUUGCCACAGUUUACACAUGGCUUUAUCCUACUUUGCUGUCGCCUUUGCACCUUGGUGUUCCUUCAACACAAGGGACUAUAGUCACUCACAAAAGACGCUUCCCUAGGCUUAUUUUAACCCUUGUCUCACUACAAGUGAGCCCAAUCUUAUGAUUAAAAAUUAUUCACUUAUCGAAAAUAAUUACUACUAUUCGAGAACUCACGAAUUUCCUUACAGAUAAUAAUAUAUAAAUACUACCUUAUUUGUUCUUUGGAGUAAUCUUAACAUAAUCCAUAAAAAGACACAGAAGGUUUGAUUUGCAACGAGUGAAAGAUGCGGCUAAUAGAUGUUGUUUCCGGGAAACAUUAAUUAUUUUCAUUGUAAUUUCCAUCCAUUCGUUUUCUAGAAGUAAACCUUGAGAAAAUGCCAG